Molecule: messenger RNA, 2137 nt
Organism: Nymphalis io (European peacock)
Lineage: Eukaryota; Metazoa; Arthropoda; Insecta; Lepidoptera; Nymphalidae
Product: pancreatic triacylglycerol lipase-like
Exons: 15
Coding region: 233-1912 (559 amino acids)
Biological process (GO): lipid metabolic process
Molecular function (GO): triacylglycerol lipase activity
Source: RefSeq, a predicted model, not a curated record
GUUACAAAAUUACGUGAUUCCGAUUAAAUACCAUUUCAAUUCAGUGUGUAACUACACUUCAAUUUCUCCAUUAUAUAUUUAGGUAUUAUAAAAUCAGUUUGGCAACACUCAUUUUAUUAUAUACCGUGUUUGUUUCUGUGAUUCGUAUCAGGUGGGCGAUAUAUCAGAAGAGGAAGACUUGUAGUGGACGUACAAAUCAGCUGAUUCUGUUUUUAGGUGCAAUACAAGUAUUAUGCGAAGGCUUUACCUAACGGACAGGCACUUAAGAGUAAUGUUAUGGUGCAUUUUACUGGUACUGCAACCAGCUUUCGCCGGAAUUCUCGACCCUUUCAAUUGGGCUCGUUCCGAUCGGAUUGAAGUGAACAUACCAUGGUUGCCUUUUGAAAAUGAAACAAGAUGUUACGACGAAUUGGGUUGCCUAAAUAUAACCCGUAGUUGGUAUCAUCUUAUUCACCGACCAUUUAAUGUCUUCCCAUUGCCUAGAGUCGUCAUUAACACCAGAUUCAUCUUAUAUACGAAAAAGAAUCCAACUGAUGGCCAAAUACUAAACGUAAAUGCUAACAAAACUAUAGCGAAAUCAAACUUUAGUCCUCAACGCCUGACUAAAAUGAUUAUUCACGGGUUCAUUGACACGCCGCUCUCUAAUUGGGUUAGCGAGAUGAAAGAUGAAUUGGUGAAAGCAGGUGACUUUAAUGUGGUCGUAGUGGACUGGGCCGGAGGUAGUCUACCACUUUACACACAGGCCACCGCGAAUACAAGGCUAGUAGGUCUCGAAGUUGCACACUUUGUGAACACAUUGCAGAAAGAACAUGGACUCAAUCCACUAGAUGUGCAUAUCAUAGGUCAUUCACUAGGCGCGCACACGGCAGGCUACGCUGGAGAGAAAAUCCAGGACUUAGGAAGAAUUACCGGACUCGAUCCGGCCGAGCCUUACUUUCAAGGAAUGCCAACCCACGUUAGGCUGGACCCUACAGAUGCUCAACUAGUAGAUGUUAUACACACAGAUGGAAAAAGCAUUUUUCUUUUAGAUUUUGUAUUUAUGGCAGGAUACGGAAUGUCGCAACCGGUGGGUCACCUGGAUUUCUACCCGAACAAUGGAAAAGAGCAACCGGGUUGUGACUUAACUGAAGGACCGCUAAUUCCACUUACCUUGGUAAAACAGGGGCUAGAGGAAGCUUCUAGAGUUCUUGUUGCAUGCAACCAUGUCCGAGCUAUUAAGCUCUUUACAGAAUCUAUCAAUGGAAAAUGUCCUUAUAUCGGACAUCAGUGCCCGUCGUAUCAACAUUUCGUAUCAGGAAAGUGUUUCCAUUGUGGUCAUGGUUGUGCUAUAAUGGGAUUUCAUGCAGAUAGUUCGCCUGGUUUAAUUACAAAUAAAAAUAAUCAAACAGAAAACGAAGUUUAUCCCUCUGAAGAACAAGAUACAAUUGGUGCGAAAUAUUAUCUUAGUACGGGGAAGGAACUGCCAUUUUGUCAGCGCCAUUACAAGGUAGUCGUCCAUUUGGCGAACCCUAAAGGUGCAGAAUCAUGGGUGCAGGGUUUUUUGAAAGUAACGCUAUUAUCUGAUAGAGGAGUUAUAAGAGGAAUGGAUCUCACUCCAAACAACUACGUAAAAUUAGAACAUGGAACGUCGUACACAACUGUAGUUACGAAUCCUAUGGAUUUAGGCGGAAAAGUUAGAAAAGUGGAGUUGUCGUGGGAGUACGAUAUGAAUGUACUAGAGCCGCGAUCACUUUGCAUUUUAUGGUGUAAUGACCGCCUUUACGUCAAAUCUGUCCUUGUCGAUCAGAUGGAACUACCGAGCAGAGGUAAACGAAAUGUUGACUUCAGCAGUAAGCUGUGUACCCCAAAACGGGAAUUCGCCGAAAUACCCAAUCGAGGCUCCGCAAGUUUCUACGACAACUGCAACAGUUAGUCGUGCCAUACGUUUGAAUGUUCUAUAAUUGAACGGGACAUGUGUUACUGUAUGGAAACUUUAUGGGAACAUCAUUUUAUUGGCAAAGCCUUAAAAGGUUGUGAUGUUAAAAUUCCCAGUGAUAUUAUUGCAGGCUGAACAUUCAUAUUUUCAAAUAAAACAUAUGUGUACAUAGUACAUAUAGAUUUUAGACAAAAAAAAUUAUCACAUUAAUGGUAAAAAGUA